CGCUCAGCAGCCAGCUCAUGCGCCCUCAUUUGAUGGUCGCUGUUUGUGUGGGCUCUUUGCUCAGUCAGGUUUCUGACUUGUGCCCCAGAUAUCUGCUCGACGCGUCUCUCACCGAUCUCUCGCGUGCAUGUUUGCCACGUCCACCGCAUCCUGCACGAGCCGCCCAUACCCCUGCCUUCGCUCCUGGUGCAGCACACGGCCAGAUUAGCACCGCAGCACCGCAGCACCAAGGAGAUGCGUUAUCUUCGCGGACAGUAUCUUCGCCAACAGUGUUACAAUUACCACGCGACUGAUCUGCCUUUCUGGCGCAGGUCAACGCUGAACUUGGGCAAGACCGCGUGUAACCAGUGCAGUUUG
Molecule: messenger RNA, 357 nt
Organism: Mycena citricolor
Lineage: Eukaryota; Fungi; Basidiomycota; Agaricomycetes; Agaricales; Mycenaceae
Source: the annotation of a GenBank genome assembly